AUGAAGGAUGACGAGAUCGAAGAGGAAGAUGACAACUAUUGGAUUUAUAGUCUGGGCAAAGAGCAAGCUGAGCCAUAUGUUGUUGAUGUACUGGUGAGCAAUGAAAGUCUAAAGAUAGAAGUAGAUACUGGUGCUGCAGUUAGUGUAAUGAAUGAGGAUACAUAUACAUUAUUGAAGAAAAAACACCCAAACCUAGAGCUAAAGGAAUCAAAGGUAAGACUAAAUACCUAUACGGGAGAGCAAGUUAAAGUGUUGGGUCAAGUGGAGACAUCGGUGAAGUAUGAAGAUCAAGAAGGCAUAUGGCCUUUACUAGUCAUAACAGGGAAGGGCUCCAACUUGAUUGGCAGAAAUUGGCUCCAAAAGAUUAAAAUAAAUUGGAAGAAUUUAUUUCAGUUAAAAGAGGACAAGAAUACCUCAGUCAAAGUUAAUAAGUUACUUGAGAAGUAUGAGGAAGUGUUUCAUGAAGAGUUAGGAACAUUUUCUGGUCCCAAAGCCAAAAUAUAUGUGGCUGAUGAUGCAAGUCCAAAGUAUUACAAGGCAAGACCUGUUGCCUAUGCAUUGAGGGAAAAAGUAGAAAAGUAG
Paramuricea clavata is the source of this 582-nucleotide messenger RNA. Lineage: Eukaryota; Metazoa; Cnidaria; Anthozoa; Malacalcyonacea; Plexauridae. The record is from the annotation of a GenBank genome assembly.